AUGUCAAAGGCGGUGGUUUACACCCUUCUAGCCACCGCCUUGUUCCUCUUCAUAGUCUUAUCUAACAAACCAAACCAUAAAAAUCACAAGAAUUAUGGCCUAGGUCGCCGUUUGGGCUACAAAGUUCCUUCUCUACUUUUUGACCCUUUAGUCACUAAAAUGGAUAGGCUGGCCAAGGAAAAUGGGUUAAUUAGAGAGAGUUCGUCUGUUGAGAGGCAAACCAGCUCAUUUCCCAGUCAUGAACAUCAUAAGGAUAUCGAUGAAUUUCUCGGCCAAGAAGGGAGGUUAAACCUAACCUUAAGGUUGAUGGUUUUGUUUCCAUUAUUGGACAAAGCACCAGAAGAUGGAUUGGUGGAUUUUAAGGAGCUUGAAGAUUGGAUAUCGCGACAACAGAUCGAUCACUUGAAUUACAGAACACAGACGGAAUUGGAAUCGCGAGACAAGGAUGGGGAUGGAGCCAUUUCCUUUACAGAGUAUCUACCUCAGUUUUCCAAAGAAGAUAUUGAGAGAAACGGAAUGGAACACGGUGAGGCUGGAUGGUGGAUGGAGCAAUUUAGGAAUGCUGACGUUGAUCGGAAUGGAAAUCUCAGCUUCAAUGAGUUCCAAGAUUUCUUGCAUCCAGAGGACAGUAAGAAUGAAGAAAUUCAGAAAUGGUUGUUGAGAGAAAAGAUAAAGCGAAUGGACUUCGACAAGGAUGGGAAACUCAAUUUCUUGGAAUUUAAAAAUGAGAUUUAUAAUUCCUACAAGACUUAUUUUGAAUUCGAAAAUGGUGGAGUAAAGGCACCUAAUCCUGAAGAAGCAUUUGCUAAGCUUGAUGUGAACAAUGACAAAUUCUUGGUAGCUGAAGAAUUGAAACCCAUACUCCACUAUUUGAGCCCCGGAGAACUUGCCUAUGCUAAAUAUUACACGAUUCAUCUAAUUCAUGAGGCUGACGAGAAUCGAGAUGGGAAACUAACGCUUGAUGAAAUGAUUAAUCACGAAUACGUAUUCUACAGAACAGUCUAUGAGGGCAGCAGAUAUGAUGACGACGAUGAUUACCACGAUGAACUAUGAAGCUUGCUUCAAAUUCAUCAUUCAAUCGCGAUCUUGGACCGACUUCAAAUCCAAGUUCUUCAAAACAAGACAUGUUGUCAGUUCUGAUCAUGGUGACACGGUUGUUUCUGCAAUCGCCAAGUUUUCACACUCAGCAU
Cornus florida is the source of this 1190-nucleotide messenger RNA. RefSeq lists its product as uncharacterized. The record is from RefSeq and is a predicted model, not a curated record. Gene Ontology annotation, molecular function: calcium ion binding. NCBI's taxonomy places the organism in Eukaryota, Viridiplantae, Streptophyta, Magnoliopsida, Cornales, Cornaceae. Gene Ontology annotation, cellular component: endoplasmic reticulum. The coding region runs from base 1 to 1053 and encodes 350 amino acids. The transcript is spliced from 6 exons.